AUGGCACUGGACAGCGCCAGAUUCCAUUGGGAUCAAGGUGGCCUCAACCUCUGGGACAUUGGGCUCAUAUCGAUUGCCUACAAGCCAGGAAGUGUAGGCGGUGGUCUUGGAGCUGCAAUGAACCAUUUGGUGAACUACUUUAUCUACAACUUGGUCGGUGAGUCCAGAUAG
Messenger RNA from Acytostelium subglobosum LB1, 171 nucleotides. RefSeq lists its product as hypothetical. The transcript has 2 exons. The coding region runs from base 1 to 171 and encodes 56 amino acids. The record is from RefSeq and is a predicted model, not a curated record. Lineage: Eukaryota; Evosea; Eumycetozoa; Acytosteliales; Acytosteliaceae.